Colletotrichum spaethianum is the source of this 1374-nucleotide messenger RNA. Its product is annotated as UNC93-like protein. Bases 1 to 1374 code for a protein of 457 amino acids. The record is from RefSeq and is a predicted model, not a curated record. NCBI's taxonomy places the organism in Eukaryota, Fungi, Ascomycota, Sordariomycetes, Glomerellales, Glomerellaceae. The transcript has 4 exons.
AUGGCUCUUACUCGCCCAGGCCAGAUCUACCGGUCAUGCCUUUUCCAAAUCAUCAUCGUCGGGCUUGUGGCUUUUUGUGAGCCCGGCAUUUGGACAGCACUGAACAACCUCGGGGCCGGAGGCAACGCAAAACCGUUCCUAAACAACGCCGCAAAUGCUCUCACCUACGGGCUCAUGUCUGUGGGGUGUUUUAUUGCGGGAGGCGUCACCAACAAAAUCACAGCGAAAUGGACACUGUUUAUCGGCGCGGCGUUCUAUACACCGUACGCAGCCGGAUUGUAUUGCAACAAUCGCUAUGGAAACGAAUGGUUUCUGUUGCUCGGAGCAGGAUUUUGCGGUAUCGGAGCAUCGCUCCUGUGGGCGAGUGAAGCCGCCAUCGCUGUCGGCUACCCCGAGGCGGACAAGAGAGGCCGAUAUGUCGAAAUCUGGAUGGGUAUCCGACAAAUGGGUCCUCUUGUAGGCGGUGCCAUCUCUCUUGCAUUGAACAUCAAGACAUCCCAAAAGGGCAAAGUUACCUACACGACAUACCUGGGUCUCGUUGCCAUCUCAUCACUUGGAGCGCCGUUUGCUCUGCUUCUGUCACAACCUCAGAAGGUCAUCAGAACCGACGGUACAAAGAUUCCAUAUAUGAGGAAGACCAACUUUGGCACUGAAGCCCGUGCAAUCUGGAAACAGCUGAAGAACAAGUACAUGCUGCUGCUUAUUCCCGUCUUCUUGGCUGGGCAAUUCGGCACGACGUACCAAGGAAACUAUCUCACAACUUACUUUACCGUCCGGUCCAGAGCUCUGGCAUCGUUCCUGACAGCCGUCGUCGGCGCAGCCGCAAACAUAACCACCGGCGCAAUCCUGGACAUGAAGCGUUUCGAGCGCUCCACCAAAUCCAAGGCCGUCUAUCUCCUGGUCCUGACCUUUGUCACCGCUGCUUGGACAUGGAAUGCCGUCAUCGAGACCCGUCUCUCCUCCAUGGCGGACCCGCCAUCCUUCGAUCUCGGCGAUGGCCCGUUCUUCAAUUCCGCGUUCACGGUCUACAUGUUCUUCAAGUUCUUUUACGAGAUGCUGCAGACGUACAUCUACUGGCUCAUGGCCGAGAUCAAGGGAGCGCAGGGAAAUGGUGAUAUCGCGCGCACGACAGGCAUCCUAAGGUCUUGGGAGUCUAUUGGAAGCACGAUUGCGUAUGCUGUGGGCGCGACGCAUUGGCCGAACAAGAACCAAAUGAUUCUAGGCUUCUCGCUGUGGGCCUUCACGAUCCCUUUUACGCUGCUUGCGGUCUUUGGCAAUUGGAAUCAGAGUGUUGAGGAUGAGGUCGAAAACUCGGAUGAGACUGAGAGUGAUCUUGAAAGAGUAGCAGUGCAGGGGAAGACGGAUGCAGUGUGA